Molecule: messenger RNA, 2967 nt
Organism: Adineta ricciae
Lineage: Eukaryota; Metazoa; Rotifera; Eurotatoria; Adinetida; Adinetidae
Source: the annotation of a GenBank genome assembly
AUGGCGACUGAUGUAUUGGACGAGCAUCGUUUUACCAGUCAAUGUUCACUGUAUGAACCAACACGAACUCGGCUAUCAAAAGAAGUCAAACGUCGGCCAACUGCAGGUUCAACAGCAACCCUAUUCGAAACACAUUCAUCAACUUCAGCUGCUCGUAUUCGCCGUUUAAGAUAUUCCGCCCAGCCACAAACAAGUGUACCGAACACUUCAACACAUCAUCAAUCGAUUGCCAAUCGACACUCAGUUUCGAACGAUUUUCUAUCUUUAUUUCGAUCGUUGGCAAUGAAACCUUUUAAGACGUCAUCAAUGACGAGUGGCACAGCCGAAGGCCAAACAAGUCAUGCUGCAGGUGGUAAUCAAAUACAUAGUAAACCACCAGUCAGUCUUCUCAAAGUUCGACCGUUGAGCGACAGUAUAACCGAUCAGACGUCAUUCACGCAAUCAACUCACAGUAAAAUGCCGUGUAGCCCAUGCGUGAUCCUCAAAUAUGAUGUUUAUGAUCUUAUCAAAUUACAAAUUGAAGAGUUUCUCAAGCGUAUGGGAUGGCCUAUCUCUUCGACAACCGAUGAAGCGCGUGCUAAAUGGAAGAUAGCAAUGAAAUUUUUAAUUCCAGUUAAAUUUGAUGUCAAUCGAGCUAUUGAACUGUAUAAAACUCAUGAAAAUACACGUCGAAUAGAAAACCUGGAUCGUAUUUGGAUGAGCAAUCCAAAUCUGAUACGAGAAAUACAAUCAAAUAAAUUCUUUUCACUGCCACAAUUACCAAAUCAACCAUUAACAGUCUAUUUCAAUGCAUCACAACUUGCUACAACUGCGUCAGCAAAUACACUCUCACCACAUGAUCGAGAAUUAGUAGCGUUACAAGCAUUGGUUUGUCAAUUGGAUGUAGCUACUGAAAGUAUGGAUGUUCAGCAAACUGGUUUGAAUUUUAUUUACGAUAUGCAAAACUGUUCAGCAGCACAAUUCGACAUGAAUCUCAGUAAAAAAAUUCUCAAACUUUUACAACAUGGAUAUCCAGCUAUGGUAAAAAAUAUUUUUAUCGUUUCAGCACCCAAAUGGUUCAAAAUAGCCUAUAAGGUAUCAAUGUGUACACCCGAACAAAUGCGUGAAUUUCUCCAAAACCACUCAAAUUAUUCACUAGAAAACAUUCCGAUAGCUCUGGGUGGUCUAUACGAUCCUGCACAUCACGGUGAUAAUCGUUACCAAAUAUGUUUAUCCACAGUCACAAACUCUCAGUCGAUAUGUUUCCCAUAUUAUUCUCUUGACAGUCAAACUAAAUCGACAAGUAACAUUUUAUUCUUCAAUCCUGAUCAUCACCAUGCGCAUAAAAAUCAAGACACUACAAAUACAACACCAUCGUCAUCGACAACAAAAACAACGUCACCACAAGCAUCAUUAGUUGCUAUUGUUGCUUUGAGACGACAUCGUGACUCAACUUCCCAUGUUCGCACACGAAAACGUGAAUCGUCAUCAUCAAGUGAUGGUGAAAAGCGUAAACGAGGAUCCAAUGAAAGUCUCUUGGAAGAAGAACCCCCAGUCAUCGCUUCGCAAUUACCAAUUCCUCAAGAUAUUUCUCUCGAUCAAUCGCAAACGACAUCAUUAUUAAAUGAAACUUCGUUUCGUUCAACAACUGCCCAUCAAGAACGAAGUGAAUAUGAAGCAAAGAAUAGAAUGAAUGGCAAUGAACCACAUGAUCAUACUGUUGCAAAACGUGACCAUAAACGUCCGAUCAAUAACUUAAACAGACCGUUGACAGCAGCGGAAUUUCUUGCUAAAACACCACUAGAAAUUCGACAUGAGUAUCGAAAAUUACCAAAUCCACCAGCAAAAGAUACACAUGCUGCAAAAGAUGAACGAAAUGUUGACAAAUCUCGUUAUCGAGAUGUACUACCAGGUGAAGCAACUCGGGUUAAACUUCAACCUGAUGGCGAAGAAAAACACGAUUUUAUCAAUGCUAAUUAUGUCAGUGGACAUAAUAAUCAGGAAAAAGCGUAUAUUUUCACUCAAGGACCACUUCAGACAACAGUAAAAGACUUUUGGCGGAUGAUUUGGCAAGAAAACAUUGCUAUUAUUGUUAUGACAACAAAUAUUCGUGAGACAGGAAUGAUGAAAUGUUUUCCCUAUUGGCCCAUGGAAACCAAAGAAGUUCUCAAUGCUGGUUUAUAUCAAAUUCAAAAUGAAAAAUCGGAAAAAUUCGAUAGUUUUCUCAUUACAACAUUAUCGAUAAGAAAAAAGAAUCAAGCGGAAAGUCGAACUGUAUAUCAUGCGCAUUAUUUGAAAUGGCCCGAUCAUGGUAUUCCGUCAAAUACGAAAGACGCGCUGUUAUUUUUGGAGAAAGUUGAAUACUAUCGACAAUUGACCACAACAAAGGCUCCGAUUCUUCUUCAUUGUUCAGCUGGAAUCGGACGUACGGGUACAUUUUGUGCAAUUGAUAUUGGAAUAAAAAGAUAUUUGGAAAAGAAAGUUAUCGACAUUCCCACAACAGUAUUGAAAAUGCGAACAGAACGAGCUGGAAGUGUUCAAACAGAAGAUCAAUAUUUAUUCGCUUACCUAGCGAUGAAAGACUAUAUUACACAGCAACAAGCUUUACAAGAAAGAAUCAAUGAAUCAAAUCGAUCGACUGAAGCACAACUAUUUGAUACAUCUGAUGAAUUGAAGUUAAGAGACACUGAAAUUGAUGAUGGUGUACCUAGAACUAUUCGUAUGAAAUCCAAUGGAAAGAAAACGACUGAUUUCGAACAAUUAAAUAGUCUUUCGAUGUUAAACUCAGAUUAUGUUACACAUUUGCAAGAACCAACAUCCCAACGAGGCAAAACAUUGAGUGAUUCAUCAGUCUCUGCUAUUCAAUACAUCACACCAACGGCAACAACCUUUCAAACAGUUCCUAGUCGGCAACGUUCUUCGACUGAACAUUUCUCCUCGAUGCCAACUACGACUGGCAAUACAUACCACAAAAAAGCUCGUAAAUAG